This is a messenger RNA of Clarias gariepinus (North African catfish), 4772 nucleotides long. RefSeq names its product G protein-coupled receptor 52 (gene gpr52). The transcript has a single exon. Gene Ontology annotation, biological process: G protein-coupled receptor signaling pathway. Gene Ontology annotation, molecular function: G protein-coupled receptor activity. Gene Ontology annotation, cellular component: membrane. Bases 1542 to 2654 code for a protein of 370 amino acids. The record is from RefSeq and is a predicted model, not a curated record. NCBI's taxonomy places the organism in Eukaryota, Metazoa, Chordata, Actinopteri, Siluriformes, Clariidae.
UAUGUUUUUUCUGGUUACUUUUUUUCCCUCUAAUUGCUGAAUUGAACCUUCGUGUAUAUACAAGCGGAGGACUUGUAUCAGAUUGCUGGAGCUGCUAAUUGAAGAUGAAAUCAGUACCAUGCAGAUUCUUUACCUUAAUCUCCGACAGAGGUUUUUUCCUUCCAGCGUCAUCAUGUGUUGCUUAGUGAAGUUCUGCUGACAAAAAAAGAGGAGGAAAAUUAAUAGGCAAGCUGCCAUGUAAAGACUUCAGAAAAACUGAGGAGUGAUUGAAUGCAGACGUUCGUUUGUUGUCAUCUUUGAACACUGAAAUAAGGAUAACCGGAUAUGCAGAGAUUUUGGGCGCCUGGCAAAGAACCUGUUUGUCUGGAGAAAUAUGGAUGCAUAUGUAAUGGCUAGGUAUCCAAACUUAUCACUUUUUCAGGAUACUUAAGGAGGUUAUUAUUCUUAUUAUUAUUUUACCUCAUCUAAGCUUUUUAAAAAUGGUCUCUGCAAAACUAUGAUUUUUUAAAUGUUUUUCAUUUCAAGUCAAAUUCAGGAAAAAAAAAAAGUCAAUGAAUUGGAAGAAAACAGACCAAAGCCAGUCUUUGUGGCAAUGCCGUUGUAAAAUUUUGAUCAUUUCCAUUUUGCUCAAGCUGUGGUCACUCAACACUGCGGUUUUGAAACACUGUGCAGAAAGAACAAAAACUGCCAUAGUGCAUUCUCUGUUCAUCUACAGUGUGCCUAGGUUUGGAUUUUGGACAAUCGAAAGCUUACAGGGGGUCCAGGUAACAGCUGUGGGGUCCUCUUUACAAACAGCACAUUAAAAACCUUGCACAUGAUAUUUGCAUGCAGAAAAGGAAUGUGCAGAAUCCAGUGCAACUUUCAGCCUUCCUGCAUUUCUGCGAUUUUGUCACAGUUACCUGAAGUUAUGACUAAAGAAAAGGAUUGCCUCUAAACUACAGUAGAUAUUUUUUUCCUAUGCUUACACAGAAUUUGUCAAAAUAGACUUCAAGCUUUUUACCUUCUCAUAAUUUUCUGAUUUAUUUGAAAGAGUAUCCAUGAAAUAUGUACAUUAAUUGCUUACUGAUAAUCUUUCGCGGCCAGUGUUUAGGGACCGCUAUGCAUGAUAUCAUAAACUGCAAUGGUCUUAAAUCUGUUACUCUUUGCCCUUGCAAGGACCGUCAGAAGAAUCAGUAGAGCGUUGAUGUUGCAGCUUGUCGGGGAGCUCUGAGAGCCGUGGUAAACUGUUUCAGUUAUCAGCUGACAUGAUACUCUUUUUACUAUCCUUUUGUUUGUGAAUGACAGCAUCUGAACCUUUUUAAUCAUGACUGACUGGGAACGAGACGUCUGCAUUUUUUCUCCACUAUUGGCAGAUAUCUUGAUUUUUGCCAGUGCUUAUUUCUUUGAAACCCAGCUAUGUGAGAUGCAGAGGUGAGAUGAAAAACAUAAUUAGAUAGUCUUGUCUUUGCUGAAGGACAUUACACACAAAGGGCAAGCAGAGUUUUGGGUGCAGUCCCCUCUGCAUUAAGUAAGGAGCCAAGAAACUUUACUUCGCCUGGAAAAUGAACCAGUCAGGACUGAUUGAGCCUGUCCCAGCUGAUAACAGUAGUUUUGGAUAUGGCGGGAGUGUUUCCCUGAACCACUCAUGUCCUCUGGGAUGGGGUCAGAAUGAGGGCAUGGCGACCUGCAUCUUGGAGACGGCUCUCAUUGUGUUGCUGACUGUGCUGAUUAUCGCUGGGAAUUUGACGGUGAUCUUUGUGUUUCAUUGUGCCCCUUUGCUGCACCAUUACACCACCAGUUAUUUUAUCCAGACUAUGGCCUACGCAGACCUUCUAGUGGGGCUGAGUUGCCUGGUGCCCACUUUCUCUUUGCUACAUUACCCAGCUGGUGUUCAAGAACCCCUCACAUGCCAGGUGUUCAGCUACGUCAUCUCAGUGUUGAAGAGUGUCUCCAUGGCUUGCCUGGCCUGCAUAAGUGUAGAUCGCUAUUUGGCCAUCACUAAGCCCCUCUCCUACAACCAGUUGGUGACACCAUGCCGUUUGCGCUGUUGCAUCAUCCUGAUCUGGAUCUACUCUUGCAUUGUGUUCCUGCCAUCCUUUUUCGGUUGGGGGAAGCCGGGAUACCAUGGGGACAUUUUUGAGUGGUGUGCUCAUUUCUGGCCGACCUCAGCUCUGUUUACUGGCUUUGUUGUGUGUCUCCUGUAUGCUCCAGCUGCCCUUGUGGUCUGUUUCACCUACUUUCACAUCUUCCGUAUCUGCCAACAGCAUAAUCGGGAAAUCAGCGAGCGAAGGGCUCGUUUUCCAAGCCAGGAGAUGGAGGCUGGUGAGGGGGGGCAACAAACGGGUCAUGGUCCCGACAGGCGCUAUGCUAUGGUCCUCUUCCGCAUCACAAGUGUCUUUUACAUGCUCUGGCUUCCCUACAUCAUUUACUUUCUCCUGGAGAGCUCCCACAUCUUGGACAGCCCUGCUCUAUCUUUUAUCACCACCUGGUUAGCGAUCAGCAAUAGCUUCUGUAACUGCGUCAUCUACAGUCUGUCAAACAGCGUGUUCCGGCUCGGCAUGCGUAGGCUCUCGCAGACGCUCUGUUCCUCCUGCUCUUUCAGCCCUUGUGCCCAUGAUGACAAGGACUUCAGAGAGCCAAAGCCUAGAAAAAGAGCCAACUCCUGUUCAAUCUGAAGUUGUCAUGACCUGCUAAUUACUGCAAGGGAUGAAGUGAAAAAAUUAUAUAGCUUGAAUGUUUUUUGAUUUGUGCAAUUAAUGUAAUGACUUCAGGAUGAAUUUCUGGAUCAUUACUGAAAGGUUCACCUUGUUGGGUUAAACGAGAUCAUAUCUAAACCACACAUAGUGUAGGUUGACUACCUGUCCUGUAAAAAUUGAAGCAGCAACUGCCUUGAUAGUGUAUAUCACCAAAUGACUGGAAGGCAUGUCCUGGAUAAUUUUUUUUAAGUAAAAUAUGCAAAGACAGACAAAAACCGGCACUGCAGCACCACCACCAUUGCUACAAAAAAAACUACAAAGAAACAAAAAUUAAACAUAAACAAUAAGGUGAACUUCUCUGAACCUGGGUAUUGUUACUGAUGUCUGUUUGUGGAUGCUAUAUUAAUAUAGUUUAUAGAUUUUUAGAUUUUGAGGAAUAUAUUUUUUACAUUCAAACUACAUCUGCUACUAGAAUGGCUGCUAUAUCAAAUGGACAUUGGUUCAGAACAAUGUUCACAUGAGAGAAAAAAAAAACAUUUAAGGCAAGUGGCACAAUUACAGCAAAGCUUUGCAUAUGGACAUUUGUUAGUGUUCUUAUUAUAGCACAGCAGUCCUUGAGUUGAGAUGGGCUCAAAUACCAUGACAACACUGACUAGUAUAAGAUUUGGAAUUGGGAUGUUUUAAUUAAAGAUGGUCAAAUGAAAGGUGAAAGGCGUCAAUCCAAGUAACUGAUAUGCGUUCCAAAUGUCAUCUUUUAUUACUAGAGAUGCUGAAUCAUUAUACACGCACAAUAUUAUUGAUGCCGUUAGUAGUCGUGAAACGUACCUUAGUUCCCAGUGGUAUUAUACCUUGGCAGUAUGUAAUUAAACUUGUUCACCUGCAGUGGCUCUGUGACCCUCUGAAAACCAUACAGCACAGCAAACUCAACAUUUUUUUUUUCUGUUUAAUCAGCAUAAUGCUCAGUUGAAGUGCACAUUUUCUGGUAUGCAAGCAAGUCACCUUGUUUGCACCUGUGAUUUUUAGUACCUAUAUUAGUCUGUGCCUCAAAUAUAUGAGAAAUAAUUUUUGUGUAAUAUUUUUUAUAAAGAUUACUUUUAUACAGUACAUUUUUUUCCAUAUUAAUUUGUUUCAAUAAAUUUAGGCUUGUCUGUCCUUUGCCAGCUUUUAUAUGUUCCUAAAUUUAUUUUCAAUCAUACCGAGGUGAAAAAUAAGUAAAAAAUAUGGUGGCAUCAGAAAUUAUAUAAAUAAUCACACAAAAUAAUUUCAUAACUUUUAUUUUGUAUAUUUAGUUGCUUUCAGGUGUUCAGAUUCAAUGUGUAGUCUACAAAAAAAAGUUUUUUUUAUUAAUUUUUUCCCCCACUAAUUUAAUCAUUUCAAUACCAUUUUUUGUUUUUUGUAGGAGUUUUGUUUUAAAGUUAAUGUGUCCAUAUUUAAUAUUAGGAUUAAUAAACCUAAACCACACACUGAUGGCAUUAAAAUAUUUCUUCGAGUUUAAAAAUAAGGAACUUUGUGAGCUGUUAGGAAACCUCUGUGAAAUAUACUGGUGGGGUGUAUCUGUUGAUUUAUAUAAUGACAAUAUCAUGGAAAACUUGUCUGAUUUUCCCUUGUCAUUAAUUUGCGGUGAACGUCUCAACUCGUAAGGUAAAUAUACUCCCUUUCAUUACUCGUUAUAUCACACAGAGGAAUUAUCCUUUUUCGUGUCUACAAAAAUGGACAAAAAAGCACAAUACCAUGUGAGGGCAUCACAACCUGGAUGUGCGUUUUAUGUUUUCAUUUUUUAAACAAUGAAUAAUCUGUUUAUUUAUUUAUGCAUUUAUUUAUUUCACAGCAUCCACAUGGAUAUAAUAGCUGGUAAUUUGAAGUCUAACUGUGUGUAGCUGUAUUUGUAUUGCUGUACAGCUGGUGUAUGUUACCUCCAGUACUGAAUUUGUUCAAUUAAAAAGCGAUGGAACAUUCCAUGGUAUACAUGCAACAUGACCUCUAAUGUUAAUUUAACGUUUUGUUUACCUUUUUUUCUGUCCAAGACAAAUGAUAAAGUUUUUUUUAAGGUUUUGUGAGAAACUAUGGUUUUCUGUUGCUGCCAGUACAAUAAAGUGA